Messenger RNA from Corvus hawaiiensis (hawaiian crow), 1702 nucleotides. RefSeq names its product reticulon 2 (gene RTN2). The record is from RefSeq and is a predicted model, not a curated record. Lineage: Eukaryota; Metazoa; Chordata; Aves; Passeriformes; Corvidae.
GAUGGGGGCAGCGGGAGGGACCGGGAUGAGGGCACCGGGCAUGGCCGGGGGUGAGAUACCAGGAGGUACCGGGGACAAAGGUAUCCGGGGCGACGGUACCGGGAGGCGCCGGGGAUACGGGAAGAGGGACUUGGAGGCACCGGGAACACCGGGAACGGGACACCGGGGAUGGAGGAGGGACCGAGACUGGCCGGGAAUGGGGGGGACCGGGGGGUCCCGGGGGUGUCCCGGGGAUGGAGCGACCGGGAGGGUCCGGAACUGAGUGGGAACGGGGACACCGGGGACACCGGGAACGGGACACGGGGCGCGUCCGGGAGUCCCGGGAAGUUUGGGGGACCAAGUUUUGGGGUCCCACUCCCCGCACGCCCCCCCGUGCCCCCCCAGAAGAGGCUCCGUCCACGGCCUCCACCACGCCGGACUCCACCGAGGGUGGCAACGAGGAUUCGGAGUUCCCGGAGCUGCCGGCGCCGGAAUCCUGAGGAGGAGGAGGAGGAUGAGGAUGAGGACAGGGAGGCGGCGUGGAGGGGGAGACCCCCCCGGGACCCCCCCCGGGAACUGACCUUCUCCUACAUCGCCUUCCGGGGGGGGGGCGGACCCCCCCAAACCGAGCCAGGGCCCCGCAGCCGCCGCGAGCCCCGCCGGGGCCGCCCCCUCCGCCUGAGCUCGGGGGGGUCCCCCCGGGGGCCGGACCCCCAGUGGCCUCCAGGACUCCCCCCGCGAAACGUCCCGGGGAGCCCCCGGCCCCCCCCGAGGCGGAGCUGGAGGCGGGGGGGGGCCCUGGAGGAACUAGGGGGGCCCGAGGUGGAGGAGCCCCCCUGGAGCCCGGCCGCCCCCGAGCCCCUCCCCUCCCUUCCACCAGGGGGCGCCCCGCGCGCGCCCCUCCUGGAGCCCCCUCAGGCCUCGGUCCCGCCCCCGCCACUGCCGGACCAAUCAGCGGGCGCGUCGGGCGCUGACGGACAGGUGUGGGAACUGCUGUACUGGCGGGCGCCCGAGCGCUCGGCGCUGGCCUUACUGGUGGCACUGGUGGUACUGGGGUGCCUGUCCCGCUUCAGCGCCAUCUCGGUGGGCGCCUACGGGGCACUGGCGGUGUUGGCGGUCACUGUCCCCCUGCGCCUGCGCCAGGUGGCCCUGAGGGCCCUGGGGACAGCCCCCCCGGAGCCCCCCGCGCGGGCGCAGCCGGAGGUCCCCGGGGUGCUGUCCCCAGAGCAGCAGCAGCGCUGGGCGCGGUACCUGGCGCGACACGUGGUGACAGCCACCCGCACCCUCACCCGCCUCUUCCUCGUCCACAGCGUCCCCGAGUCCCUCAAGUUCGCCUUCCUGUUCUACCUGCUGACCUACGUGGGGGCCGUGUGCAACGGGCUGACGCUGCUGGGAGCGGGUGUCAUCUGCGCAUUCACCUUCCCCGUGCUCUACCGGCGCCACCAGGCCCAGAUUGACCAGUACAUGAGUCUGGUGAGGAGCCACCUGAGCCACCUGCGAGCCAGGGUCCUGGCCAAGCUCCCAAGUGCCAAAGUGAAGCCGCAGUGACACCCCUGUCCCUCCCUGUCCCCCUUCCCGAGGUGACAGCGAGGGGGGGGGGGCGUGGCCGGGGGGGUCCCCACACCCCUCCCCCCACAUGGGGGGCACGUGUCGUCCCCCCCUCCGUGUCCUUCCCCCCCCCGCGCGGGGGGGGGGUCACACUUUAAUAAAAACUCUUGUGACA